AUGAAUCGAUGGUCGUUCGUAGAAAAAACAACAUCGUGCGACAUAAAUCAAAACGAGUUUAUUCAAAUGGCUGCACUUGAUAAAAUGAUUAUCGAUGAUCGGGAUUUAGCCAAUCGAUACUUUGGCGAGAAUACUCUGGACGACCUCAAUACAGAUCAAUUCUUAUUUUCCAAACAAACGAAAACUACCCAAGAAGAGUCAUCUUUGAAAUCCAGAACGAAACAGGACACAAGCACAAAAGAAGAUGAUCUCACAGGUCUAUUCGGAAGAAGAGUUUAUUUAGAAUCACCGUCGUUCGACAAUAAAGAAGAAGAAGAUAUGUACAGAUAUGUCCCAAGUCGUCUCAGUGAAGUUCCAGCGCCACUUGUUGAAGGAACUGCUCCAACCAUGACAACCGAUACAUUGAUAGAUUCGUUGGAUUUUGAAUUAGACCUCCUCGGAGCAGCUCAUACUCGUCAUAGAUUCCCUUAUCGAACAACUACACAACUACUACAAGAUUCGAAACCACCUGCGCCAUUGACACAAUUACAAAAUCCAUCGAAACCAUUUUCGUUGACAAAUGCACCCAGAGCCGACCCCCGUCAAGAUCCACUUCUUGGCCCAUUACUUGCUGAGCUGGACACCAUGACUACUCAACAGCAACAACAACAGCAACAAUUAACACAGCCUAUGUAUCGACGAAAUUCCGUUCCGUACGAACCAAAUCUUAUUCGACCAGCAGUUCAAUCACAAUCGAACCAUCUAUUAUCAAAUACAGCUAAUCGUACGGUUAAUGAAGCAUUACUUGAAGCAGAACUCUACGAUUCACUUGAUCCGAAAGAUCACCAGCCAAGCUACGAUCGUCAACAUAUAAUAUUCUCUGCUCCAAAUAGUACUUCAUCUCAUCAAAUUCAACAGCAGCAACCGCAACGACUACCGCCACGCCCUUUAAAUAUGAAUAACGUUGAUGUAUUUAUGCCGACAUCUUAUGACAAUGGUACAGGAGUUUUCUCAAAUCAAUAUGGUGCAAAUGAUCAAAUGUUCCAGCAACCACUACUUAAUGCUCUCGGUCAGAAUUAUGUACCUAAUGCAAGGCAACAACCUUCUUCCCAACAUCAACAGCAACUACAGCCACAAACCGAACAACGAGAUAAAAGUUAUGAUGACAUUUACUCACGUAUGUCUCCACCACAGCGUUCUGGAUAUGGUCCUUCACAGCAACAGCCGGCAAAUAAUAAUACUAGUAAUCAUCAAUAUCAAUCACAGCCACAGCAACAACAAAGACGACAACAACAACAGCAACAGCACCCACAGCAACGUGAACCAUCAGAUAAAAGUUACGAUGAUAUAUAUUCACGAAUGUCUCCACCAAAUCGUGCACCAUACAUGCCAGCUCAACACCAGCAGCAGCCACAACAUCAGCCAAACAACAUGAAUCCUUAUCAACAUCAGUUACCGCCGCCUGUACCUAAUCGACAAGCUACGUAUAACAAUAAUAAUAUUCCUGAUAAUGAAAAUGAUCCAUUCAAUGAAUUUCAAGAUAUGUUUGGUACAACUCAAUAUCAACAUACAUCUCAAUUACCACCCCAACAGUAUCCACCCACCACCCAGCAACCACGAAUGAUGCCACCUCCAGCAGCAUCUCAGCAUCAAUCUAUGCCGCCAGGACCGCCAUCAUUCCGGCAGCAAAGAAUGCCGCCACCAGCACAGCAACAGCAAACUAUGAAUCCUUCACAGCCACCACCAUUUCCACAAACGAGAAUGCCACAACCACCGGCAGCACCUGCCUCGUUUCAACAACCACGAAUGCCACCACCACAAUAUCCCUCACAACAGCAACAACAACAACAACAACAACAGCAGUACCAAAAGUCGCCCGUAUCUACUCAACAAAACGAUGAAUAUCACUCAUUUUCACCGUUUAAACAACAGCAACAGCACCCGCAUCAACAACAGUAUUACGACGAAGAAUUUCUCAAUACAAACUAUCCUUCGAAUAAUCAAGACAUGUUUUUUACUGAUGUUAACGAUGAUCAAUUCGACCAAAAUCCUUAUCAACAGCAGCAUUCGCAGGGGCAACCGAUGUCGAAUCAGCAAAAUGUGGAACAACAAGAUGAUCAAGAUUCCAAACGACAAGCUGUAUGGAAUGAAUUACAACGAACGAAUGCCAAAGUUCAAGAAAAGAAUGCAAAGAAACGUGAAUCAGCGAAUCGACGUGAUCAAAUCUUAAAAGGCACAUAUGUUCCAAAUAAUGCGUGGACUAGCACUGGAAGUAAACUUUCUUCUGCUCAAUCAAAAACAGGUGCAAAGUCUCCACCCGCGCGUCGGCCACCACUUCCACCUGCCUCAAACACUAACUAUAUCGAAGAAAACAUCGACAUGAUUAAAAACAAAGAGAACUUCUAUCAUCGUUAUCCAGCGAAGAAAUAUGAAAACUUGUACUCGAAACGCAAAGAUCUUUUCGGUGGAGGUACUAACAAUAAUCAAAGAAAUGAACAAAAUGGGAAUCAAAACGCACAUAAUAACUUUGAUCAAGUACAACCAAUGAAUCAUGAUACAGGAACCUAUUCGAAUUCUGAACAUCAAAGCAAUCUACCUGUAACUAUUAAUCUAAAUCCAGGAAAUCGAACGCAAAAUGAAAAUCUUCCAGCAACAGUAUCAAUUCCUCUCGAUAGUCAUAUUACUCGAGUUGGUGAUAAAAUAUCUGUGAAUAUUGAUGUACGUCUUCUUGAUCUACAAAACAUGAAACAACAACAACAAAAUCAUGGCGCAGACCAUUCUGGCUUAGAUCCACUGGAUCGACACAUCCGAAAAUUAGAGAAUAGCAUUGAUCAAUCAUUACCACCAACUCAUUCUCCUCCUCGACGCAGUUCACCACCGGCAUCAGUACCAUAUCCUAUCGUCAAUCCAUCCAUAGGUCGUUACGGUAAAACGACGCUAGGCUCUGGUCAAAGUGCUUAUAGUCCACCUAGCUAUAAAUCAACUGAUCAUUACAGUUAUAGCGCUAAAGCAAGACAGGAGGAUUCUUAUCUAUCUAAACUGACACACGUGAAGAAACCUGUAAACUAUAAACCGUAUACGGGUCGUGAUUUUGAACAGUUCAAAAAGAAUUAUGCAUUUGGUAGCGGUUAUCUAGGUUUUGAUUAUGAUAAUCCUGAAUACAAAGAAAAAAGUGAUAAAAUCUUGAAAACCAAAGAAUAUGCUCAACAAAUCGAAGUUCGGAAUAAGAAAAUACUGGCAGAUGCUCCUCGUCGUACAUUAUCAGAAACACGAAAACCACAACCGGAACCGUCAGUUACUCAACGAGCAUUGGAAUAUGCUCGUGUGUCUACUCGACACAAAAUUCCGCUAAACUCUGCAACUCAACCGUCGCCACCAUAUCGAGAUGAACCUGCACCUCUCCAACGUCGACCAACUGAAGUACCUCGUCCACCACCUGUACCAAGACAAGCGCCAAAAGUAGUACACAACGAUGAUCAUGAUUUAGUCGAACGUUUAGCACAACGUCAUGAACGUGAUAAAGCGCAAGUACAAGGUAUUCUAAAUCCAUCUCAGAAACGACGUGAACAACUGUUCGAUGAUGAUGAUCAUCGAAUGACUGAUGUUGAAAAAUUAGCACAAGAACGAGCUAAUCAAAGACGUUCAUCGCCACCGAAACAGCCGCAUCCACCUGCACCAUCCACCAACGGAAAUGCUCGACGGCCGUUAAGAUUUGACAAACCACUUUUACCUGACGAACCAGUAGUACCUUCACAACCACAAACUCGUGUGGUACCACAACCACCAACUCAGCAACUAUCUACACAACAACAACCUGCUCAAGCAAAAUCACCCGCUCCCCAAAUACAGCACACUGUCAAACAACAACAUUCCAACGUAGACCAACUAGCUAAUCGACACAAUGAUGAGAAGAUCCUCAUGGAAGCUAUUCGUAAAGAACUCAGUGAACGUCCAUUAGAUGAUGACGAAGAACUAGUUGUUGUUGAACAAUAA
This is a messenger RNA of Adineta ricciae, 3972 nucleotides long. The record is from the annotation of a GenBank genome assembly. Lineage: Eukaryota; Metazoa; Rotifera; Eurotatoria; Adinetida; Adinetidae.